CUCUGAUUCAGAAACAUAUGGAUUUGCUUUCGAGUGAAACGCUCUUAAACCACAGACUGCCGCUGUUUCCAGGAGUCUACCUGUGCAAACACACAUUAGAUCAAGUUACAGGUUAGACUAAGUCUCCGCAAAGACCCAUCCUCCUCGGUGCCUCAGGUCUUUUCACCAAUACCUGGAAUAUUAUUUGAUGAAAGAGACGGCAUUUCAUGUGUUUGGACCCGCCCCGCGUGGGGAAAACUGUCCGUCUUUCCAACAAAACUCCGAUCAUCAGGGAGGGUUGAUGAUCGAGGAAAAUAAUGUCUUGUUUUAAAUGGUCUCCAAAAAGGACGGCGUCCGAGGAGAUCGUUUAUCAGGAGAACAAGAAGAGGGUGGCGCAGGAGAGUGGAAAGCGUCUCGGUUUGGAUGGAGAUCCAGAUCUGCAGUUCCUGCUGGUUGGCGGAGAGCUGAUCAAGGUCCGAUCGAACUCUUGGCAGAAGAACCGUUUCUACAAGCUGCAGGAAGACUGCAGGACCUUGUGGCAUGAAUCUAGCAAAGUGCACAAGAAAAAGCAGACCUACUCCAUUGACGACAUCGACUCAAUACGUAAAGGCCGUCAGUCUGAGGGGCUCAAGAAGCACACCAAUCCCAACGAUGAGGAGAAGUGCUUCUCCAUCAUCUUCAAGGGCAGCAAGAAGAACCUGGACUUGAUGGCUUCUUCUGCAGAGGAGGCCGACAGAUGGAUCAACAGUCUGGAGAAGAUCAUCAGCACCAUGCACAACCUGGACUACCAACAGAAGAGUGAACACUGGAUUAUUAGCUGCAUGAAAAAAGUGGACAAGAACAACGACAACAUGAUGAGCUUGAAGGAAGUGAAGGACUUUAUGAGACAAAUCAAUGUUGAGGUUGACGACGACUACGCAGCAGACCUCUUUAAAAAAUGUGACACGUCGAAUUCGGGGACCCUGGAAGGCUCGGAGAUCAAAGAAUUCUACAACUUGUUGACACAACGGGAAGAAAUCAAUGUGAUUUAUGAGAAAUGUGCUCAAACGGAGGGCCUGAUGAGUGCCAGAGACCUACUGAACUUCCUGCUGAACGAGCAAAGGGAGCAGGUGACCAUCGAGCACGCUCAGAAGCUGAUUGAGAAUUAUGAGGUGGACGCAGCCGCGAAACAGAGGAAAUGCAUGACCAAAGAUGGCUUCUUGAUGUACCUCCAGCAGGAGGAGUCGUCCAUCUUUAACCCAGCUCACAAAAAGGUCUACCAGGACAUGAGCCAGCCCCUCAACCAUUACUUCAUCUCGUCUUCUCACAACACCUACCUGAUGGAGGACCAGCUCAAAGGGCCCAGCAGCACAGAGGCCUACAUAAAAGCGCUUAUGAAGAGCUGCCGCUGCGUGGAGCUCGACUGCUGGGAUGGAUCCGACGGGGAACCUGUUAUCUAUCAUGGCCACACGCUCACAUCCAAAGUGCUCUUCAAAGACGUCAUCAGAGCCAUUAAGGAUUUCGCCUUCAAAAAAUCCCAGUAUCCAGUGAUUUUAUCCCUGGAGAACCACUGCACCUUGGAACAACAGAAGACCAUGACGCGUCACUUGACUUCCAUCCUGGGGGACGCUCUGCUCACUAAGCCUCUGGGCGACACCAUGCCCACUAACUUCCCCUCACCUGAGGAACUCAAGGGGAAGUUUAUUAUUAAAGGGAAACGACUGAACAAACUGGAUGCAUUCUUCUCCAAAAGCAACACCAUAGUGGAAGAGACUGUGUCUGAGGAGGAUGAGGCAGCAGAAUCCAAGGAGAAUGGUCAGAAAGCAAAAUCAAAGAAAACAAACAUGAAACUUGCCAAAGAGCUCUCUGACAUCGUCAUCUACUGCAAGAGUGUCCACUUUAACAGCUUUGAAGAUGCCAGAGACAAGCAGGCCUUCUAUGAAAUGUCAUCCUUCAAAGAGACUAAAGCCCUGCAGCUGGCUGAGACCUCACCCUCAGCCUUCAUCCAUCACAACAUGGAUAAACUGAGUAGGAUCUAUCCUGCUGGCUCCAGGACGGACUCCUCCAACUACAACCCGGUUCCCUUGUGGAAUGUGGGUUGCCAGAUUGUGGCGCUGAAUUUCCAGACUCCUAGCAAGGAGAUGCACAUAAACCAGGGCAGGUUCCUGCCGAAUGGGUUUUGCGGCUACAUUUUGAAACCUGAAUUCCUGAGGAGCCCGUCGUCUCAGUUCAAUCCCAACAACAAGACCUGGCCAAAUAAGAAGAUCUUCCAUGUCAUGGUGAUUUCAGCUCAGCAGCUACCCAAAAUCAAUAAGGAUAAAGCCAAGUCCAUCGUUGACCCUCUGGUGAGAAUUGAGAUAAGCGGAGUCCCAGCAGAUAACGCCAGCAAGGAAACGAAGUAUAUUACAAACAACGGCUUCAACCCUAUGUGGAACGAGAGGUUCCAGUUUACCAUCAAUGUUCCAGAGCUGGCCAUGGUGCGGUUUGUGGUGGAGGACUAUGACACAGCAUCCUAUAAUGAUCUGGUCGGACAUUACUGUUUGCCCCUCACAAGCAUUCAGACUGGAUAUCGCCAUGUCCCUCUGCUCACCAAGAGAAGUGACGUCAUCUCCUCAGCUGGACUGUUUGUGCAUCUCAUGCUGAUUGAUGCGUAAUUGUGUCAUCGAUGGAAGAUCUGUUUUUAAGAUCCUCAUUUUUGCAAACGAUUAUUAAUCGAUGCUGUCAUCUUUUGAAGCGAGCUAACCUUUAGUGGUCAAACAACAGUUUUUUCUUAGUAAAUGCCCAGUCUAAGAGCUUCUGCUACAUUAAAGUCCUACUCCGAUCAUGUUUGAUCUCUUGUUACAGCAUUCCCACUGGUCUUUGAUUAUGAUUACAAUAUUUUAGGGUAUUAUAAUAUUAUAGGAUAUAGUUUUCGUGGAAUUCAUCAGAAAUUCGCCUGUGCUCACCUCCCAUUAUCCCAUUGUUUGCACUCUCCCGCUAGCUUAUGGGCCCUCAAACCCUCAACCUAACAUUACACCUCUGGAAUUCCCUCCCUCCUGAUCUCCGUAACACAGAUUCUCUUCCAACUUUCAGAUCAAAACUCAUCUGUUUAUUUCUGCCUUCCCAUCCUGAUUCACUUUUGAUUUUUGUCUUUUAUAUUUAUUGUGCUUUAAUGUCUAUUUUUAAUCUUUGUAUUGUAAAGUGUCCUUGGGUUUCAUGAAAGGCGCUUUAAAUAAAAUGGAUUAUUAUUAUUAUUAUUAUUAUUAUUACAGGUGCAAGAAACGGCCUGCAAUAUUGGAGCUUUGCAUCAGAAUGGGGCUUUACAGUUUGCCAUUUUUUUCGUCAAAAUUUUGAAUGAAUACUCAAAAAAUAAUUUUAAGUUUAAUUUUCUUUAUACAAUUCCUCCAUUAUCAGAAAAAUCCCAUCAGAACAUGUUAAAAACAGCAAAAGCAUAAUUUUCAUUGGAGUGGGUCUUUAAAAUUGUUUUUAGUUUUAGCUCAUUACCUGGGAGAACAUUGAUAACUAAUGAGCGAUAAAAGACAAAGAUAUCCUAGUUGUGUUUUUUGUAGUGUAUUUAAUAUUUUCGGACCCUUUGAUUUUAAAUGUACUGUAAACCUUUCUCUAAAAAGAAAAGUGUUAUGUUAGUUUUUUAUUGAACAAGCCUUGAUUGAAAUUUUCUCUGCAUAAUGCCAUAUCUAUGUCGCCCUCAGGAGACACUAGUAAAUAUUUGUCUCAAGGGAAAAUGUGUCAAACGUUGAGGGGGUUGAGCAUUUUUGUUUGUGCUGUUUUAAAUGUAUUAUCUAAAGCUUUUUAACAGACUACAAUUAUUCAUUGUUUCUUGUUGACAUGGGGAACAAAUAUUAGAGCCAAGUUAAAGGAAAAUCCUUCUGUUUAUUCACCAUCGUCGGCUGUUUGACCACACCUUACAUCUUUGUAUUGACAACUCGCAGCUGCAUUUGCACUGGUUCUUGAAUAAAGAAUAUCUUCAAA
Molecule: messenger RNA, 3927 nt
Organism: Oryzias latipes (Japanese medaka)
Lineage: Eukaryota; Metazoa; Chordata; Actinopteri; Beloniformes; Adrianichthyidae
Gene: plcd1a
Product: phospholipase C, delta 1a
Biological process (GO): intracellular signal transduction; lipid metabolic process
Cellular component (GO): plasma membrane
Molecular function (GO): calcium ion binding; phosphatidylinositol-4,5-bisphosphate phospholipase C activity
Source: RefSeq, a predicted model, not a curated record